AUGCAUACCUUGCUGCUUUUUGUACUGAGCAGUCCGCUACUGGCAUGCUCCCCAACUACCAUGCAAACAUUGGGUACUACGACGUCGACAGUUGCUCCUCUACGACGCAAACGUAAUUUAGAUGAAGUUAUUGUUACAGUUACAACUAAUAAGAAGUAUGACGAAGCGCAAAACCAGCACCAUCUCAAGGUCGCAGAUGCUAUGUUGGAGGAUAUAGCCAGCAGCCAAGGCAUCCAUUACGACAAUGAUGAUAUUGUACGAGAAAUCAGAAACGAACAUGGGAUGUUUGCAGUUCAGUAUAUCAUUUUUGGAGCAGAUUGUUAUGGAGUGCGGAAUUUUGUUUCUAAAGCCAAGAACACCACAUCACAUUUUGUCUAUGCCACCGUCGACUGUGAAGAAGGCCGAUAUCUGCUCUAA
This is a messenger RNA of Cylicocyclus nassatus, 417 nucleotides long. Lineage: Eukaryota; Metazoa; Nematoda; Chromadorea; Rhabditida; Strongylidae. The record is from the annotation of a GenBank genome assembly.